AUGGGGCGUGGGUACAGCAACAGCCGCAGCAAGAGUGCGCGGCCGACCCUGCGGAUGAAGCGCCGGCGGUCACUUUCGCUGCAGCAAUUGAGAGGGUCCGUGCGACCGGCCCACACGACGCGCCAGAAAGUCGCUGCCGUCCCAAAGCCGGAGGCCCAAACCCCAACGGUAGAUGCGGGACACAAAACCUCAGCAAAGCGGGCACCAACGCCGCAGCGAGGCGGCAGUGCGAGGGUGCGGUCUGCGUCCACGAUUCGUCAAAAGCUCGCGCUCAUGGAGAAGGAACUCGAGGGUGAGUUGGAGCCGGCAGAGCGGGUGGCAGAGACAAUUGUGAAGCCGGACGUUAGGACAAAAUACAAGUCUGCCGGGCGUGCUCUUGACGAGGUGAUGGACAUCCUCACAGCUGCGUGCGUGCCAGGGGCAACCACAAAACAAUUGUGUGAUCGUGGUGAUGAAGAACUUCUGCAGCGGGUGCGAGCGAUGUUCUCCAAGGCGAAGGACGCGGACGGUAACCGCAUUCUCCGCGGUCUCUCGUAUCCAACAAAUGUCUCGGUGAAUUACGUCCUCUGCAAUCAUGCACCGUUGGUAGAAGAAGAGGCCAUCGUGCUGCGCGGUGGCGAUGUGGUGACGAUUCAUAUGGGGUGCCACAUUGACGGCUACCCGGUCACUGCAGCAAGAACGGUUUUUGUGCCACAUGACGUCACUGCUGCAAAUGAAGAGGUGCGGCAACUCACUCAAGGGGCAAGUAACGCGGUGGAGGCGGCACGUGUGGCAUUGCACGGAAUGAUUCAUCUCCUGCAGCCAGGCAUGUUGAACGCGGAUAUCACAGACUUUAUACACCGUGUGGGAAAUUACUUUGAAGUCCAGGGACUAGAGGGCGUACUCUCAAACCGCACAAAACGAUGGGUUCCAGAUGGCAUGGAAUGCAUCAUCACACGACGUGUGUCAGCGGAGGACCCUCACCAGGACGUUGCAGAUUGUACCAUAGGUGCAAAUCAGGUGUGGACGCUGGAUGUAGCCUUUACCGAUCAUCCCUCGUACAAGGUGUCACCUGCUGAUGGUGUGACAACAAUUUACCGUCGUAACGAAGUGGAAUUUCAGAGUGACGCCCGCGUGCGCUCUGUACUUGCCUCGCUACAAGAAAUUACAGAGAAGCACCAGUGUUUCCCGUUUAGCCUCAAACACUUGGAGAACCCUCUUAAGGCACGCAUGGCCGUGGCGAUGUUGCGGCGGCAGGGCGUUAUUGACCCUCUUUCUGUCCUGCGCAUCAAAGGGGAUCGUCACAUCACCGCACGUUUUUCCGCCACGGUGGCUGUCUCUGAGAGGCGCGUGACGGUGUUGUGUGGGCUGCCACCAGCAGAGCCGUUGGUUGUGCCGGACGACGUGCGACCUCCGCCUCUUCCAGAUGACAUCGCUGCCGUGUUAUCCGAACCCCUCGUCUUUGCAAAGGGAGGGGAGAAGCAGCAGGAGAAGAAAGCAGACAAGGAAGAAAAGAAGAAGGGGUUACAUGCCGCAGCGGAUUUCAAUGCCAAUGAAAAGGAACAGCAGGAGGAAUGA
Molecule: messenger RNA, 1557 nt
Organism: Trypanosoma cruzi
Lineage: Eukaryota; Euglenozoa; Kinetoplastea; Trypanosomatida; Trypanosomatidae
Exons: 1
Coding region: 1-1557 (518 amino acids)
Source: RefSeq, a predicted model, not a curated record